This is a messenger RNA of Strongylus vulgaris, 549 nucleotides long. NCBI's taxonomy places the organism in Eukaryota, Metazoa, Nematoda, Chromadorea, Rhabditida, Strongylidae. The record is from the annotation of a GenBank genome assembly.
AUGCUGCAGUUUCGUUUAACUCCUUCCGUAGGUGUUUGUCCUGACGGUCUACAACCAUUGAACGAUCCUCGUACUCUUCUUCCAACACCAUGUCGUGCCAAUCAGCAUGAUGCUUGUCCUGCUACAUUUCACUGUCUUUAUCAUCCAUUCAGAAGGCGGCAUUUCUGUUGUGGCCCGGGGAAACAAGCAGAGGUGUGCCCAAAUGGAACGCGCAUGAUUCGUCUUGGAAGUGGAGAUCCAAUGGGAUGCAACAUACAGGCCCAGUGUCCUGAAGGAGCACACUGUCACCUUUCUGGCUCUACUUAUUCUGGGAUUUGCUGCAAGAACCUCUUGAGCAUUUGCCCACCAGGAUUUGUUCUGGAUCGAGACACCCAGAGCGAAUGUUCUCCACUUGAACGGCAUAGUUGUUCAUUACCUGGUUCGCUUUGCUUAUAUACAGAAAUACUACAGAGGUUUAUCUGUUGCAAGAAAGAGCAUCCUCUACUAGCCGCACAACGUAAGUUUUCCGUUACACCUAAUUGCUUUCAGAGUAGACAUGGCCACAUGUAG